This is a messenger RNA of Oncorhynchus keta (chum salmon), 3647 nucleotides long. RefSeq names its product docking protein 3-like. The coding region runs from base 547 to 2319 and encodes 590 amino acids. Gene Ontology annotation, biological process: positive regulation of MAPK cascade; cell surface receptor protein tyrosine kinase signaling pathway. NCBI's taxonomy places the organism in Eukaryota, Metazoa, Chordata, Actinopteri, Salmoniformes, Salmonidae. The transcript has 6 exons. The record is from RefSeq and is a predicted model, not a curated record. Gene Ontology annotation, cellular component: cytoplasm.
CUACUGCUGAUCUGUAGGUUCACUAUCACCUCAGACUGCUGUGUUGACUGGAACACAGCAGGGGGGGGGAAGGGACUUGACUGUCAGUUGGUAGUGGUGGAUGUGACUGUAUUAACACAGACUUGGGGAGGGUGCUGAACUCUGAGGCGCUGGUGGUUAACCUAACUAACAGAAAUUAGAACGAAGACUACAGAUUUUUACUAGAGGAUAACCUAACUAACAGAAAUUAGAACAAAGACUACAGAGUUUUACUAGAGGAUAACCUAACUAACAGAAAUUAGAACAAAGACUACAGGAUAACCUAACUAACAGAAAUUAGAACAAAGACUACAGGAUAACCUAACUAACAGAAAUUAGAACAAAGACUACAGGAUAACCUAACUAACAGAAAUUAGAACAAAGACUACAGGAUAACCUAACUAACAGAAAUUAGAACAAAGACUACAGCGUUUUACUAGAGGAUAACCUAACAGACUUGAGAGAGGACGUAGGCUACACUCGGGUAAAGGUCAAGAACUGUUUGAUUCCCUCACACAGAGGGAGAGGAUGGAGGUUGUUUUCAAGGAGGGGAUGCUCUACGUUAAGGGAAACAAGUUUGGAAAGAAAACGUGGAGGAAGACGUGGAUCGUUCUCUACCCCACUAGCAUUUUCGGCAUCGGUCGAGUCGAAUUCCACGACAUCCUUGACGGAGGCCACACAUCCACCAAGUCCAAAUCCACCCAGUGUAGGAGGAUUGUUCAACUGUGUGACUGCCUCAGUGUUACCCUGGCCCCAGAGGAGAGAUUCGCUCCAGCACUACCUAACGAUGACUGUAGAGCGUUCGACCUGAACACCACACAAAGAAGAUACAUCCUGGCCUCAGAGAACUACCAUGACUGGGUGGGGGCUCUCUGCCAACUGGCCUUCCAGAAAGAGCCUGGACACGCAGAGACCAGAGAGAAGGAGAGAGGAGGUGGGAUGGGGAUACCCAUGGAGGAGAAUGAGUUGUAUGCUACCUGGAAGACAGCCCAAUACCAGGUGACAGUUAAGACCAAUGAGGCGUCGAAGAGAUGUCAGCUGACAGGAAGUUACCUCCUCUUGCCAGAACGAGACGCCAUAUUGCUCCAGGACCUCCAGACUGGUGUUACCGUCCACUGCUGGCCCUACCACCUGCUACGACGCUUCGGACAGGUCAAGGGAGGCUUCAGCAUCGAGGCGGGCCGUCGCUGUAGCUCGGGAGAGGGUCAAUUCACCUUCAUGUCUAAGCACGCUCCUAAGAUCUACAAGGCCAUGGAAGAUGCUCUUACUCUGCACAGCGAGAUGGAGAAUGAAGACGCCAAGACCUCUAUCCAGCCUCCUAGCAACUCAUCGUCUCCUCAACUUCCUCAUUCUUCCACCUCUACUAACCUUCCACAUAACUCAUCGUCUCCUCAACUUCCUCAUUCUUCCACCUCUACUCACCUUCCACAUAACUCAUCGUCUCCUCAACUUCCUCAUUCUUCCACCUCUACUCACCCUCCACGUAAGUCAUCGUCUCCUCAACUUCCUCAUUCUUCCACCUCUACUCACCCUCCACGUAAGUCAUCGUCUCCUCAACUUCCUCAUUCUUCCACCUCUACUCACCCUCCUAUCAAACACAGAGUCCACACCCGCAUCGACCUAUCAGACAGACCCACUGCCCCUCCUCUACCAAUGAGAAACAACCUCUUACAUAGCCCUCCAAUCAUAUCUCCUGUUACUGAACAGCUUCCGGGGUCUGAGCCAAUGGCUGACUCUGAUUGUGAUCUGUAUGCCAAUAUAGAGGACCACCUCCUCCCCAGAAUGAAACACCCGCCAACCCCACUCAGGAUGCAGCACAGCCUGCAUCUCUAUGAGGAGGAAGAGGAGGAGGAGAGGUGUCACUCCCUGGAUACUGUUGACCUGAACAAACUGAGGCUGGGGAUGGGGCUGGGGGAGGGGUCUCCUUAUUACAACCUGAGAAGGGGUAUUACUGGGAGGGCAGAGGAGGAGGAGGAGAGAGAGAAGGAGAGUAUGGUGGGUAGCUCACAGUGUAUCUAUGCUUUAGUGAACAAGCCCUCUGAGACCCAACCACUGUCUCUGGCCUGGUCCCUGCCUCAACCCCAAACCCAGUCCCGGUCUAUGCCAAACCUCUCCCGCCUGCAGGCCCAGGCCCAGCUACAGGGGGAAGAAGAGAUGGGCUCGGGGGGCUCCAUCACCCCCAACCAGAACCCUAUCAGCUUUAAACAGAAGCUCUCUGACAUCCUGGGUAAGGAUCUGGCUAAGUUCCAGCAGCCCCUACCCCCCCUGGCCACAGUGACACCAAGAGGCAGCGAAUACUAAUGUCUAUCGUUACUAAAAGUCUUGUGACUGUUAAACCAGCUCUAUCAGGACUAGAAGACAUGGGGAGGGGACUGUUAUACCAGCUCUAUCAGCUCUAUCAGAACUAGAAGACAUGGGGAGGUAACUGUUAUACCAGCUCUAUCAGAACUAGAAGACAUGGGGAGGGGACUGUUAUACCAGCUCUAUCAGAACUAGAAGACAUGGGGAGGGGACUGUUAUACCAGCUCUAUCAGAACUAGAAGACAUGGGGAGGGGACUGUUAAACCAGCUCUAUCAGAACUAGAAGACAUGGGGAGGGGACUGUUAUACCAGCUCUAUCAGAACUAGAAGACAUGGGGAGGGGACUGUUAAACCAGCUCUAUCAGAACUAGAAGACAUGGGGAGGGGACUGUUAUACCAGCUCUAUCAGCUCUAUCAGAACUAGAAGACAUGGGGAGGGGACUGUUAAACCAGCUCUAUCAGCUCUAUCAGAACUAGAAGACAUGGGGAGGGGACUGUUAAACCAGCUCUAUCAGAACUAGAAGACAUGGGGAGGGGACUGUUAAACCAGCUCUAUCAGAACUAGAAGACAUGGGGAGGUGACUUUGAGUGCCUAAAGAACUGCCAGUAUUAAAAGUGCACAAUUGAAUCAAAAGUGUAUUGUGUGCAUUUGUAAAUUGCAUUUAUUUCAGCAUUUAGCCUAGAAAUCCCCCCAACCUCCCUCCACCCCCUGGUCCCAGUGAAGCUGAAUAUACAGUGGCCGUAAUUAUCACUACUAGGACUCUGUCCCUACGUAAUCUCAUCUACCCAGAACAAUAUCAUGUACGUUAUGUCGUCUGUUCACGAGACAUGCUACGAGAGAAGGAAACCAACCAGCAUUAUUCAAAAUAUAGGAUUCCAUCAAAAGUGUUGUGUGUGUGCAUUUGUAAAUUGCAUUUUUAUUUCAAUAUUGACAUAUUAUGGCUGUAUCUCUUGCAUUAAAUUAAAAUAUAUUGAAACAACAUAUUGAGUUGACUAAAUGAAGGUGAUACAUUUAUGUCCCGUGCCAAUAAAGUCCUUGGAAUAUACAGUGGUGAAGCUGUUGACAUUAAAUCAGACAGAGUGAAUUAUUCUGGAAAAUUUAGGAGAAAAAAAAAAAUUUCUAAAUAUUUAUCUACCAAAUUAAAAAAACGUUUUUUCCCCCCUAUCAAAUCUAUUCUUGGAAGAAAACAACAAAUAACAAUAGAUUAAUAUCAAAGUAUUUUUGUUUAUAUAUAUAUAUAUAUAUAUAUAUAUUUUAAUUAUUAUUACAUAUGCAUGCCAUCAAACCGUGAAACCAAGUGUUCCAGGUGUAUUUAGUCAAUAAAGUG